CACACACACAUCAGACUGAAGGAGUACAUUCCUGAAGGAAACCAGCUGAACACCGGGAUGCCCAGUUCAGAACACUGAAAUUAAAGCAUCCUGUUCUUAAAUCUGAAGUGUAAUUCAUUUCCUAGAAUAGUUCCCUGACAGAAGAUAUACUAGCUGUGUGUGAUACAGAUUCCAGUUGGCUUCAUUUUGCACAUGAUAUUGGCUUUGAAACACUCACUUCAAAAACUCAAGAAGCUUCUGCAGAUGUGGAAGAAACUGUUUUGUCAGUUUUAGCCUGGGCACUAAGCAGCAAAAGCUUAUUAAAAAGAAAACAAUGAAGGAAACCUAGGCAAAAGAGGAAUGGGAAAAAAUAAAGGUGCAUGCAAUAAGGAAGUUCCGAAAUACUGAAAAGAGGUAUUACUAUAUGCUAAAAUAAUCAAUCUCAAGUCAUAAAAUAUGACAGCAAACAGUGUCUGAAUGCAAGCUGCUGCCCUAUAAAGAAGAAUUCGGUUUAUGGAAUGAACUGUAAAAGUUAUCUGAUAAACCAAGUUUAUUUCUUUGAAGUGAUAUAGGCAGACCUUCAGUUCCUCUGCACUUGCUUUACUCCUCUGAGAUCUACGUGUCUGAAGUUUCCUUCUGUCUAAGGUUGAAUUGUGACCAGAAACCUUCCCCUGACCCUGACAAUGGCCACUCUACUAACAGUGCUUGUUUUGCUGUCUCUGCAAAUCAAAAUCUUUUGUAUACCUUUCACUGACCAGGACAGUAAUGGUUUGGGAAGCAGUUGCCAAUGUGAUCCAGUGCUAUGUCCACAGCUGCAAGGUUGCCUGGCAGGAGUAGUACUGGACCAAUGCAGCUGCUGCCAUGAGUGUGCGAAUAUAGAGGGUCAGUCCUGUGACCUGGAUAAAAAGAGUUACUUCUAUGGACACUGUGGCGAUAACCUAGAAUGCAAAGUAGACAUGAAAGACCUCAGUCAUGGUGAGAUUCCUGAACCACGGUGUGUAUGCCAGUUCCAACAUCCAGUCUGUGGAACAGAUAGACAAACUUAUCUGAACAUAUGCAAGUUUAAUGAGGCAUUACAUGGAAACAGUACUGUGAACCUUGCUAUUGCCCACCGUGGACCUUGUCAGUCAGGUCCCCAAAUAAAAGCGGCUCCUCAAGAUCAGAUUAGCAGAAAGGGAGAUGAUGUAAUUUUUCGUUGUGAAGUUUUUGCUUAUCCCAUGGCUCUCAUACAAUGGAAAAGGGAAAAUAGCAGCCUUCUUCUCCCUGGAGAUGACGCCCAUAUUUCAGUUCAGUCAAGAGGAGGUCCUCUGAGGUAUGAACUUUCUAGCUGGCUGCAGAUUGAAAGAGUCAAUGAAAAGGAUAUGGGUGUAUACUACUGUUCAGCGCACAACAAAUAUGGCAGUGUAGCAGCCAAAGCAACUCUUCUGGUUACUGUGAAAGAUGAAGCCCCUUUAACAAAGAGGAAUGAAGACAUUCUUGCUGAGGAGGCGGAGGAGUAUGAUUACUACUAAUGACAGAUGUCUUCAGAAGACAACACAAGAUAAAAAAUAUAUAAGUGCUACAGCUUCAGCUGAUGACCCUACGAAAACAACUCAGAAUCUGAUGACAUGGAAAUCUGAUAUAAUUAGCCUUGUCUGAGUGGCAUCUGCUGUGUGGAACACUAUAUGUUUGCUGUCAAAUGUAUGCAGUGCACAAAAGUAAUAAAACUGAAUGUAGCCUAUAAAUAAUAUACAGUGUUGGUCCUGAGAUGUGACACAUGGUAUACCUUAUACAGCAUUUGAAUUACA
This is a messenger RNA of Protopterus annectens (West African lungfish), 1766 nucleotides long. Its product is annotated as kazal-type serine protease inhibitor domain-containing protein 1-like. The transcript has 4 exons. The record is from RefSeq and is a predicted model, not a curated record. Gene Ontology annotation, molecular function: insulin-like growth factor binding. Lineage: Eukaryota; Metazoa; Chordata; Ceratodontiformes; Protopteridae. Gene Ontology annotation, biological process: regulation of signal transduction; regulation of cell growth. Gene Ontology annotation, cellular component: extracellular region. Bases 663 to 1490 code for a protein of 275 amino acids.